Molecule: messenger RNA, 4596 nt
Organism: Xenopus laevis (African clawed frog)
Lineage: Eukaryota; Metazoa; Chordata; Amphibia; Anura; Pipidae
Gene: bag4.S
Product: BAG cochaperone 4 S homeolog
Exons: 5
Coding region: 150-1358 (402 amino acids)
Biological process (GO): protein stabilization
Cellular component (GO): cytosol; nucleus; cytoplasm
Molecular function (GO): adenyl-nucleotide exchange factor activity; protein-folding chaperone binding
Source: RefSeq, a predicted model, not a curated record
AGCGCACUUACGCUCCAUUGGCUGUCUGUUGUCUAGGCUCGCGUUGAUUGGCUCUACGCGAAGUGCCAGACUCUUACUGGUUACUCUGCGUCGGCGCAGUACUGAUUCGCUAUUUAGCGUAAUCUCCGGUUCUCUGAAUUGUAAGGUCCAUGUCGGCCGCGCACCGACCUGUGGAGAGAGACGGGGCAUACUAUGGAGGUGCAGGCGUCGAUGUGCUGGCAAGGCAGCGGGGGGAAGGUGAGGCAGCCUGGAGAACUGGAUAUUUCCCACAGGAGGCGGAGAGAGGCUGGGCCGGAGGUGGGACAGUGGGUGGAGCUCAGAACGCCUCAUAUUCCGGCUACAAUCCAAAUGGCUGGUCCUGUUCUGGCCAUCCACGGCAUCCAUAUCCCACUAACUAUCCUGCUGGAGAUCAGGUACAGAGGAUGGAACCUUAUACAAAUGGCUCCUAUGUAUCACCUUAUGCCCCGGGCUCUAUGAAUCCCCCUUAUCCAUGUGCCCCCCCGCAAAAUCAAUAUUAUCUACCUCCUUCACAAGCCCCUUAUUCAGUUGAUCCCUACAAGCAAUCAGGCGGGAACCCUCAGGCACAACCUCAGUGGGGUUACCCUCAGCACGGUUAUCGUGGUGUCUCCCAACAUCCGCAGGGAUACUCCCCAUAUGCCUCUCAUCAGCAGGAGGCAGUCCCUCCCUACCAGUACCGAGAAGCAGCCUCUGGCCUCCACCAACCAACAAUGCCUCAGCACAGCCCCCAAGGUGAAGGCUGGGUUUAUGGAGUCCCCAACCCUUACCACUGGCCCACUGCUCCUCCAGUUCACCACAGUCCAGCUAACAGCCAUUAUGUCUCUGGGGGCAAAGCAGAAUGGCCUGGAGCAGAAAUACAAAAUGCUUCGUAUGAUCUAAAGGAUCCAUCGCAGGCCUGUAAUUACAAUAGACAAAGACCUUGUUAUCAAUCAUACCACCCCGAGGCACCCCAAACUGUCACACCAUCUGAACCCAAACCCAAUCCUCCAACUCCACAUUACAGCGGCUCCCCCCAAAUGUACAUUAGGAAGGAACCGCCAAGCCAAGAAUAUCCCAGCAGAGCCAAAGAAGUUGAUCCUGAUCCCAUGCGCAACCAUCCGGCCAUUGUUAAAAUUAAUCAGGUUUUAGAGAAGGUGGUGGAUCUGGAAAGAGAGGUGGAUGAAUUUGUGGGGCGGAAAACUGACAUGAGUUACCGCUUUUUGGAAGAGCUGCUGACCAAGCAAUUAUUGGAACUGGAUUCUGUAGAGACUGGUGGGCAGGAUAACAUCCGUCAGGCCAGGAAAGAAGCUGUAAACAAACUCCAGUCCAUCCUAGAAAGACUGGAGAGAAAGGGGUUUUGAUUGGACAAAAACCCUGCAAGGUCAAUUAGGAUAGACUGAAACAUCUGUGGAACUGUUUGGGAUGCCCAGAAAUUAUAUAUCUGGAUUUUAAAGGAACAGUUCAGUGUAAAAAUAAAAACUGGAUCAAUAGAUAGGCUGUGCAAAAUAAAUAUGUUUCUAAUAUAGUUUGUUAGCCAAAAAAGUAAUUUAUAAAGGCUGGAGUGAUUGGAUGUGUAACAUAACAGAACCCAACUUCCUGCUUUUCAGCUCUGCAGUUAAUCCUCAGCAUUCAUCCUAAAUUCAAAAGCAGUAACAAUCCAUGUGGCCUUCCCUCAAGUCACUGAUUGGUUACAAAGCAGGAAGUAGUGUUAUGUUAGAUAUCCAGUCGUUCCAGCCUUUAUACAUUACAUUUUUGACUAACUAACUAUAUUGAAAACAUUUUUUUUACACAGCCAAUCUAUAUACCCAGUUUUUACUUUUAUACUGAACAAUUCCUUUAAUGACACCACCAGCAGCCAUUAGCCUGAACUCUGUGCGUCUGGGAAAAUCAUGUACAGAAGGCACUAGACUUGUCCCGAUAUCACAGAUAGUCCUAAUGGCAGAAGCAGUGUUUGUAAUACCUGCCCGUCUAGGCAUUCGUUAUUAUGAAAUGGCUUUCAUUAUACCAGAAACUUGAAGAACACAUCCAUGGAAAGACUUGAAUGAAAAGGUACGCUGCCAUCAUUCCUACAGGAAGGCGUUGCCUCGGCUUCAUCCCUGCUCUAUUUCACAGACCAAAACAUCUGGGCGCAGAGACACCACAAUGCUCCCCUCUUCAGAAAUAGUCUUCAUAGAUAACAGUGUAUCAAUAAAACAAAUUACAUGGUGCUUCUAUGGAAAAUGUCUAUAUCGAAUUAUGCAGCAGGACAGCUCUGACCCAUGACUUAAUGUAAACUGCCCAUAACUUCUUGUGACUUUAUUUGCAUGUUCUGUUGCUGGAAAUUGCCAUUCAUGUCAGUAUGGAGAAGCAUUUACCAGCUCAGAAAUGUUAAAUGUGCCACUGCUUUUAUAUCUGGGGAGUUUCUCAGAUGGCUGAAAAGUGACAAACCACCGCCUCCUGCAUUUUUCAUUUAUUUUAUAGGAAAGAAAAGGCAUCCCAGUAAAUUUAGAUGUGAUAAAAUCCCUCAAAACAACCUACUGUGUAAGAUAUAUGCUCACUGGUAGUCCUGGUCACCCCAGAUCUGGUACUUCAGAAAUUAAAGUGGUCACUGGUCACGUGAAAUUUUAGUCAGAAAUAAGUAUACAUGGUGCCUAGAUUGACUUCACACUUAAGGUGGCCAUACACGGGCCUAUGACAGCUGGCGAUAUUGGUCCUUUAGACCAAAUCUGCAGCUUUGUGCCAGUGUGUGUGGAUCGUCCGACGGGUCUCCUCGAUCAAUACCAGGCCAAAAAUCAUCCUUAUAACGAUUGGACAGGUUUGAUUUUUCUUGCGAUCAAGGACUGCAUUGGCUAUUUGAUGCAGUCCUACAACCCGUCGGCACCCGUUUCCUUUGUAUAAACCAAUCUUUUGGCCCUAGGGCCGAACUAUCGCAUUAACCCAAUAUCGCCCUGCCUUUGGUGGGCAUAUGGGGUCAACUUCCCAAACGAUUGGAUCUUAUUCCAAUUAGCUCCCACUUCCCAACACAUAUAGAACAGCCAGUGAUCAAUUUCACUAUAAGAAUAUUGAGCUACCAGAAGACAUAUCUUUUGAUAAGUAUAUUACAAAGUAGAAUUUGAGGAAAUUUUUUGGGGUUAAAAAGCACCCCUACAGGAGAUUUCAAGCAUUUCCAGUUCUAGUGAAUGAGAACCAAUGGUUUGUGUCCCAUAUGUGGUACUUAGAAUGUGCCAUCAGCCUUAUUACCUGGGGUCAUGUUAAUCUGUCCGAGUUUACACCAGUAAGGAUGAAGCGAUAUCUGCUUGCUGGGUACAGAUCUGCAGAGGAGGCUUAGGGGCCUGCCUUGUACAGCUGGUAGCAUCUUCACGGGACUAUCAAGUAUUCCUUUUAGCCAUAUUGAAAAGCGAGCAGCUCACAUUGGGUGUUAUGUAAUAAAAGGCACUACAUUUGCCCUGGAGCAGUAACCCAUAGCAACCAAUUAGCAGGUAGAAUUUGCAGAUCACCUGUUUAAAAGCAAACAUCUUAUUGGUUGCUAUGGGUUACAUCUCCUGGGCAAACAAUCAUGUGUCUACUCCCAAAGGGGAGGGGAUUAUUUGUUGUACAUUUGUUUAGUGAAGCCACCUAUCUGACCCUUGGGUAAAAUAAAAGCCAUUUAUUUGUAAAACAAGUAAAGGGGCACAGCUAUCUUUAUUUGGAUUCCAUCCUGCCCAAAUAAUUCUAUCUCCAGCCUUAUGUUAGGGAAAUCCUAUUUACAUUGUAUAGCGUAUGCACAAUGGAGGCCAGUAUGGAAACCUAGAGAUUAUGGGUUUUCAUGUUAACAAAAAACAAAACUGGAGACAAUCUUAAAUGUUGUUAUAAUGAUCUUAAUUUGUUAAAAAAAACCUCAGGAAAAAGGGUGUUGUCGUGUGAUUAUGUCUGUUUAAGUUGUCUAACCUUCUAACAAAGCGCAAAGUAUGGUGUAACGUAUGAGAAAGUUUUCACAUCAAUGUUACCCUACUGUACAAAUUAUUUGAAGCUCACAAAGCGUUUGGGGCUAAAAAUUGUUAGCUUGCACUGGGGAAAAUGUAGAUUAACAUGUAAAAAUGUAUAAAGUAAGAAAUAUGUUACAUUUGCUAAAUAAAGCCAUAUUUCAAUGGAUGAAUGAAAGAAAGGAGUGGCAUGCUGGUUUCUGUAUUAGAUGUAUUAAAUUCUGUAUUAAAUUGUGUAUUCUUGUUGGUUGAGCAUUAGAUUCUCAUCAUUGAUCAAAGAGGAGGACAAGCACUGGCAUAUCUGCCAGAUCUGAAGUAUAUGGCUGAGCCAAGAUCAGAUAUUAAAAGGGUUGGGCCGCCCCCAUACAAGGACAUCUAACUCAUGCAAAAUUGCUUGAUUAGCAAAUUAGCACUUGCUUCUUUGUGAACAAACAUAAUUUAAGAAUGCCCAUAAAUAGACACCAGCCUUUUUGUAAGUGCCCAUUAUGGCAUAUAUUUGGCUUUUAGCUGAGUGCUGGGGAGAUUUGGGAGAUGUCCAGCUAGUGCCAGCCAAUGCAAUUGUUGGGGAAAUACAUUUUACAGCAUUCUGCUCUUGAACUGUGCCAGAGUCCAGUAACCAAUCUGUUAAGCAUUCUGGCCAAUAAACUAUUCAAUUUCA